AACUGCACAUUGGAAAAAGAAAAGCUCACUUUUGCAGGAACAAAACCCUAAAAGCUCUGCAAUUUUUGAUAGAAUUUAUCACUUUUUAUAAUUAGAUCAGAUUGUAUACAUGGACCCGUCCUCCAAAAGUGGAGAAAAGAACCGUGAGGGACCAGAAAUCAGAGAUCAGGAAGAGGAGGAAAUCGAGGAUCAAGUUACUGGGCAUUCAAAUAAUGUAGAUCAAGUAGUAAAUGAGGUUGGUGGAAGUUGGAGCAAUGAAGAAGAAGAAAAUGAAAUAUUUAACGAUGGAGGAGGUGCUGGUGGGGUCCACAAUGAAGUUGGAAUUGAAGACUUAAAUAUUGUCACUGUAGACAGUGGUAUGGUAGAACUAGUGCUAGAUGUCCCUGAGUUGUCGGAUAAUGAAGAUGAGGAGACUAUUGAAGCUAGGACAAUUUUGAGAAACUUCAUAGCUUCUCAAGGUAAGCCCAGCACUGAGAAUGAGCAAUCAGAAUCUAUCGUGGAAGUGGGAUCUUCUAGUAUUGCUAUUGGUGCAGGACAUAUUGAUGCAGUAGUAGAAAUUGAUGAUGGAGCAAUCCAAUCAGAUGAUGAUGUUAGCUAUAUUACAACAAGUGAUGAGGAUGACAGUGAAGUUGAACAUGGUAGAAGAAGAAAGGCUAUACAUCCGGCAUUCAAGGAACAUGAAGAUUGGCCUGUGAUAGGUCUUGGGAUGAUUUUUAUUAGCAAGGAACAGUUUAAAAGAGCUGUUGAUGAGUUGAGUUUUAAAGAAGGUAGACAAAUUAAAUGGGUGAAAAAUGACAAGGUCAGGUUGAGGGCAAUAUGCAAGGAAGCUAAGAAAAAAGGGCGCAGAUGGAAGAUUUUGUUGGCAAAGGACAGCCCAUUAGACUCUUGGAUGGUAAAAACUUUUGAACAAGAGCAUACAUGCAAUUGGGGUGUUGUGAACAAGAGAUAUACUUCACGCCAUGCAGCUAAGCACUUAGUUAAUUCUAGAGGAGCAAGUUGUUUGUAUAUGAAUUAUGAUAGCAUCUUUCAAGCUAUUUGGAAUGAGAAGAACAUUGAGCUAACUUCGGUGCAAUGUAAAAAAACAAAGCAGCAGUUGAAAAGGACUUUUGAAGGUGCUUCCAAGGCUGAAUAUGGCAUGCUAUUUGACUAUGCUAAUGAACUGAGGUCAAAAGAUCCAGAAGCAAACAUUGUUCUCCAUGCUCAUAGACCCACAACAGAUGUUAACCCCACUUUUAUGAGAAUGUAUGUAUGUUUUAGUGCUUUAAAGAAGGGGUUUCUUGCUGGCUACAAGCGCAUCAUUGGUGAUGAUGGUGCCUUUCUUAAAGGUGCUCACAAAGGAGAAUUGUUGACUGCAAUUGGAAGAGAUGCAAACAACCAAAUGUUUCCAAUCGCAUGGGCAGUUGUCGAGGGACUUAUUCAAGCAGUUAAGGAGAUUUUCCCUUAUGCUGAACACAGAUUUUGUGCUAGGCAUAAAUACUGCAAUUUCAAGAAGAAAAACAAAGGCAAAGCAUUACAAAUUGCUUUUUGGAAGUGUGUGAAAUCAUAUACCAUUGCCGAAUUCAACAAAGCUUUGGAUGAGUUAACCAAAUUAAAAGCUUCAGCAAGGAAUGACUUAUUAGAAUCAGAUCCAAAACACCGGUGCAGGGCCUUCUUCAAAACAGAUAUAAAGUGUGAUAUUGUUGAUAAUAAUAUGUGUGAAGUCUUCAAUGGUUUAUUAGUGGAUGCAAGACAAAAAGCCAUAAUUUCAAUGAAUCAAGAUUUGAGGAUAUUUUGUGGAAAAAGGACUGUUGCAAGAAGAGGAUUUGUUGAGUCCAAGUUUGUUGAUGAUUUCGGUCCUAGAAUAUGGGAAAAAAUUGUAGCUAAUGUCCAUGAAAGCAAGAGGUGCAGAUUAAUUUGGCCUGGUGGAAAUAACUAUGAAGUAAUGGAAGAUGGAACAAAUGGUUUUGUGGUUGACUUGGAGAACAGAAAAUGUACUUGCAGGUCUUGGGAUCUCACAGGAAUUCCAUGCAAGCAUGCUGUUACUGUUAUUAAUGCCACCAAGCAAAAGGUGGAAGACUAUGUAGCCGAAUGUUAUAAAAAGGAGGCAUUCUUAGCCUCUUAUCAGUUUGAAGUUCCUGCCAUUGAAGGAAUGAGUCAAUGGAAAAAAACUGGAAUGCCCCCUAUUCAACCACCAUUGACAAGAAAGAUGCCGGGAAGACCAAAAAGGAAGAGAGUUUUGGAAGAAUGGGAAGGUCAGACCAAAUUGAGUAAAAAAGGGAGAUUGAUGACUUGUCAAAAGUGUUUCAAAAAGGGCCAUAAUUCAAGAUCAUGUAAAGAACAAGGACCCACAACUGCCCCUCAAAAUGUAAAUGGCAAUGAAGAACAGGUUCCAAAUUCUGCUACUAUCCAGCAACCUGUUCAGCAACCUAUCCAGCAACCGACUCCUAUCCAGCAACCUGUCCAGCAACCGACUCCUAUCCAGCAACCUGUCCAGCAACUCACUCCUGUCCAGCAACUUGCUCUUGUCCAGCAACCCAGCAAGAGAGUCAAGCUCCCCAUUAGAAGGUCUUCGUCUUCAAAAGUUGCUCAAACCCCUCCUCUUGAUGGUACGUUAUCAAGUGAAGUAACUCUUGUCCCAAGUGAAGGGGAUACUCAAACUCCUAUCCAGCAUCCAAAAAAAAAUGCCAAGACCCCAGCAAAAAGGCAAAAGCAAAAGGGAGAGGGCAGUUCAGAGAAAGUUGGAACUGGUUACCAGUUUAUUACUGCAAAGCAGCUGCAAGCACAAGCAAGACAGAUGCAGCAAGCAAGGGAAAUGGUGAAGAAGAAUAAUGAAGAAGCUUCACUUGGAGGUUUUUAAGGUUGAUGAACAAAUCCAACAACAAGAGUCUUCUUUUAAAUUCUGGCCAAAUUUCCUUUGAGAUGCUGUGUUGAUGAAGUUAAUUUUGCAUUUUCUUGUUUGUUUUUUACUAAGGAAGCAUGGUUCUGUUCUGUUAUUGACCAAUUAAACAUGGUUCUGUUCUGUUAUUGGCCAAGUAAACAUGGUUCUGUUUU
This is a messenger RNA of Rubroshorea leprosula, 3030 nucleotides long. Lineage: Eukaryota; Viridiplantae; Streptophyta; Magnoliopsida; Malvales; Dipterocarpaceae. The record is from the annotation of a GenBank genome assembly.